UCUCGCUCUCUGCUCAAGUGGAAUACAUCCCGAUCACCGAUGAAUUCCGUGAAGUUAUUAUCAGCUUUGGAAAAAAGAGGAGCUCGGCAGCGGGAGCGAACAGCAUCCAUGUGACCAAAAAUGGGAGAAUGACUUUAACCCACAAAGAUGUCUCCGAGUGAUUUGAACUUUGAUUCAAACAUCCCAGACCUCUCCGAGUCCGAGGAGCAGCUGUGACCAGAUUUAUCUUUACAUUUGUAGAGUUCAAGAACUCUUUUCCACCCACAGAUACCCGCCACCGGCUCUGCCUUCAGCCCAAGUUGCAGACUUAUUUUAGAUGUAAAAAGACAAACUGCCAACACAGACUGGAUUAAAACAGUUUCCAGCUGCUCUUAGAGAUGUCGGUCUGUUACACAGGAGUUCUCCUUCUACUGGCUUUGCUCCCGGUUUGUUCAGGAUCCCGUCUUCGCCAGGAGGACUUCCCGCCUCGCAUUGUGGAGCACCCCUCCGACCUCAUCGUGUCCAAGGGGGAGCCGGCCACUCUCAACUGCAAGGCUGAGGGCCGCCCGGCCCCGACGGUGGAGUGGUACAAGGACGGGGAGCGUGUCGAGACAGACCGCGACAACCCCCGCUCACAUCGUAUGCUGCUCCCAAGCGGCUCCCUCUUCUUCCUGCGUAUCAUCCACGGACGACGAAGCAAGCCCGACGAUGGCAGCUACGUGUGCGUGGCGCGAAACUAUCUUGGCCAGGCGAUCAGUCACAAUGCCUCCCUGGAAGUAGCCAUCUUACGUGACGACUUCAGACAGAACCCCGUCGACGUUAUGGCUGCGGUGGGUGAACCGGCGGUGCUGGAGUGUCAGCCUCCCCGGGGACAUCCCGAACCCACAAUAUCCUGGAGGAGGGAUGGAGCCAACUUGGACGACAGAGACGAACGCAUCACGAUCCGGAGCGGCAAGCUGAUGAUCACCAAUACUUGGAAAAGUGACGCAGGGAAAUACAUCUGUGUGGCGACGAACAUGGUGGGAGAGAGGGAGAGUGAAGUUGCCGAACUCACAGUGCUGGAGCGGCCGACCUUUGUGAAGCGUCCCAGCAGUGUAGUGGUGUUGGCAGACGAGAGCGUGGAGUUCCACUGUGUGGUUCAAGGAGACCCCGUCCCCACCGUCCGCUGGAGGAGAGACGAUGCUGACCUGCCUAAGGGCAGGUUUGAGAUCCUCGAGGACCAUACCUUGAUCGUUCGCCAAGUUACCUCUUCAGAUGAAGGCUCUUAUACAUGUGUGGUGGAGAACAUGGUUGGGAAAUCUGAAGCUUCUGCCAUGCUCACUGUACACGUGCCCCCCGCGUUUGCCAUACGCCCCAGGAACCAGGUGGUGUCAGUGGGCAGGACAGUCACUUUCCAGUGUGAGGCCACCGGCAACCCACAGCCUGCUAUCUUCUGGCAGAGGGAGGGCAGCGAGAGUCUUCUGUUCUCCUACCAGCCACCUCAGCCUUUCAGCCGUCUGUCUGUAUCCCAGAUGGGAAGUUUGACCAUUACGGAUGUUCAGCGCUCUGACGCUGGCUUCUACAGUUGCCAGGCUCUCAACAUUGCUGGCAGUGUUAUUACCAAAGCGCUGCUGGAGGUUACAGAUGCUGGGUCAGACUACCUCCCUCCUGUCAUCCGGCAGGGCCCACUCAACCAGACCGUUCCUGUGGACAGCACAGUUAUGCUGGUCUGCCAGACUGCUGGCACUCCACCUCCCACCGUCCACUGGAAGAAGGAAGGUGUGGUGCUAUCGAUGGCAGACUCUCGCAUUUCCAUAACUGAAUCAGGAUCACUGAAGAUUCACUAUGCUAAGCUGGGAGAUUCAGGCCUCUACACUUGCGUUUCUUCUAGUUCCAGUGGAGAGGCUUCCUGGACAGCAUCCUUGCGAGUGGAAGAAUUUGGGGUUACUGUCCAGUCCAAUCAUCCCAUAGACACUAACCUGAUUCCUGGUGCUCCAUCUAAACCUGAAGUCACUAAUAUCAACCGCACAUCUGUGACACUGUCGUGGAAGUCCAGCACCAAUGCCGCUGCAUCACCUACAUCUUACCUAAUUGAAGCAUUCAGUUAUACUUUGGGAAGCAGAUGGGUGACACUGGCAGAGCAUGUGAAGACAGAGACCUUUGUUCUGAAAAACUUGAAGCCUGGAGUUGUCUACCUUUUUAUGGUCAGAGCUGUGAAUGCUUACGGCCUCAGCGAUCCCAGUCCCAUCUCUGACUCGGUCAGGACACAGGACAGCACUUUCACCAUAAAGGGGGUGGACCACCGUCACAUCCAGCGAGAACUGGCAGAUGUCGUCAUCCACCUGCAAACACCUAUAGUACUUUCAUCUUCUGCUGUCAAAGUGCAGUGGACGGUGGAACACCAGUCCCCAUAUAUCCAGGGUUACAAGGUGCUGUACAGGGCGUCUGCUGAGCAUGGCCAGCCCGAGGUGCAGUGGGGUGUCCUGGAGGUCCAUGUCCCACAGGAGGACAGGGUGGUGAUCAGUCAGCUGAAGAAAGGAUCCAUCUACGAGUUCAAAGUGCGCCCCUUCUUUGAUGAGUUCCAGGGAUCUGACAGUGAAGUGAAGGUGAUCAGGACUCUGGAAGAAGCACCUAGCAGAGCACCCCAGGGUGUUACGGUGACAAAGAGUGAUGCCAACGGGACUGCUAUCCUCGUUUCCUGGAAACCCCCGCCAGAGGCAGAAAGGGAUGGAUUCAUUCAGGAAUACAGGAUCUGGUGUCUGGGUAAUGAGAGCCGCUACCAUGUAAACCAGUCGGUGGAUGGUUCCACCUUCUCUGUGCUCAUUUCCAGUCUGGCACCAGGCGUUCGCUACAGCGUGGAGGUUGCAGCCAGCAACGGUGCUGGACCCGGAGCCAAAAGUGAUGUUGCCUUCUUUCAGUUAGACUCUGCAGGCCAGAUGAUGGACAUCAGUGACAAAAGGGACACUUUAUCACAAAUCUCAGAUGUGGUGAAGCGGCCGGCCUUUAUAGCUGGCAUUGGCGCCACCUGCUGGUUGGUGCUCAUGAUUUUCAGCGUGUGGCUCUACCGCCACCGCAAGAAGAGGAGUGGCCUCAGCAGCACAUACACUGGAAUCCGCAAGGUUCCCUCAUUCACCUUUACACCAACGGUCGCAUAUCAAAGAGGAGAAUCCGUGUGUGGCGCCGGCAGACCUGGCCCUCUCAGCAUGGGUGACCCACUAAACCAGCUGUGGCUGCCAGACAAUUGGCCAAAUGCAUGUGCCAAUCAUAAGGACUGCAGCAUCAACUGCUGCAAUAAUGGCAACGGCACCAGUGACAGUAACAUGACAACAUACAGCCGACCAGCCGACUGCAUAGCCAACUAUGGAAACUAUCCAGAAAGCAAACAGGGGGGACAGCUUGGUACUGAGACAGCCAUAUACAGCGACGUCAACCUCUCCAACGCGCUCAGUGAGAUUAAAACAUUCAAUAACUCCAACUUGUGCUAUGUAAGUCCGGGAGGAGAUUCAACUGGCACGUAUGAGCCCAUUCCAUAUGCCACAACACAGCUCAUUCAGGCGAGCAUAAAGAACAAAGGUGGUGCUGGUGGCUCUAUAGCAGAGCCUCUGGAUAUACCUUGCUGGAAACAACCCCCCAACCUGCCUCCGAUACCCAAGGAAAUGGCUGCACAGAUGCAGCACAGUAUGACUGAGCCAAACAGUAAAGAUCUGCAAGGAAGCGAGGGAACGAUCCACCCUAAAACUAUCCCAUACAGCCAGACCCGCGAUCACAGCACGGGAGGUUCACACCACAGUUCAGACAGAGGCAGCAACAGCACCUCAGGGAGUCAAAAUCAAAGGAAAGCAAUGAGAGCGCAGAAGACCCCCAAACAUAAUGCAAUAUGCUGGGGCGAAGCCUUGUCUCCUCUCCAUGCUACUACCCUGGAUGGGGAUGAGUACAGUCUGCCCAUGCAACGAAGCUUUGAACCCGAGGAGAAAAUAGAAGGCUGUCCUAUUCCAGGAGUAAGAGGAGCAGGCUCAUCUCCUCCUGAAGUGCCCUGCAGUCGCCCGCCCACCUCAUCAUCACAAGAAGACCUGAGCAAUGGCCUCCAUAAUGAAGCUGAGCACUUCACGCACACCUACAGCUCGAUACCGCUCUGCGUGGACACUGACGGGCAGGAGGAGAACGAGGAAGAGGCCGAGGAGGAAACGGAUGCAGAGCUGGCUGAGAACCCGUACAGCCGACCCCACCAGCAUCAUCAGAAGACCAGACACCAGCUGCAUCACCACCUCUCUCCGCACAAGCUGCUGCUGCAUGGGCUGGAGCAGACCCCGGCGUCCAGCACGGGGGACCUGGACAGAUCAGUCACGGGGUCUAUGGUUAACAGCUGGGGCUCGGCGUCGGAGGACAACAUCUCAUCAGGCAGGUCCAGUGUUGUCAGCACCUCAGAGGGAUCUUUCUUCACGGAUGGCGAUUUCAACCAGGCGGUAGCCUCCUCCCGGGAUAUUGUAGGCCUACGCAUGUGCAGAUACACAGAGGAGUCAGGCCGGCGGCACCAGCGAGCCAGCAGCCCCAUGUCAACAGACAGUAACAUGAGCCCUGCAAUGACACAUAAAAGGCCCAGAAGGCAUAAACAGAACCAGUCCGGUCAGCAGGGCUAUCAGUCCGCAGAUGUUUUCAACGAUGACUCUUGCAUGCCUCUGAAUUUCACCAACCAGAUGUGCCACGGGGACUACAAAGUGAGGGGGGCCACGCUGCCGCGGAUGGGCUCUGGGGAGAGCCGGGGUCGACGGGGGAGCACGGGAACUCACAGGGUCAAAGAUGGUACGAUUGAGCAGAGCGAGAGUCAGGCGACGGGCAAAACUCAACCGGGAGGAAAAGGGAACAACAAAAACCGACAGCACUCAGAAUUUGGGGAUGUUCUCCUGUACAGUCGUCCCUGUUUCCCAUCAGGUCAAGCUCAAAGGGAGCCAGCUUCUAAUUUAUCCAGCUUUCAGUCGUGCAGCGACCCAAGGGCCAAACAUGGGGAGGCGGUGGCCGCGACAGGACACGUGGAAGAGUUUGUGAAAAGCCAAGAAGCGAUGUGAGCACAAGGGGGAGUAUCCCACGGUUACUUCAAAGGACUUUGACUUGGACGGCAUGGACAGAGACUUUAAAAAUACUGCACAAUGCACAAGUUUUUUUUCUACUUGGAAUUUCCCUUUUUUGGUGUUUGAAAAGAAGAAAAAAUAAAGAUAAAAACAUGCUCUCAUAUUUAAGUCUGUGGACUUGUUUAUGUUUUUUUUUUUGCUGUUUUUUUUUUUUUUUGGUUUGUUUGGUUGUUUCGGUGACCAGCUUCAAGGACCCUGAACUGCUGGUCGCUUAGGUAAUAAUAAUGAAUGCACAUUUGAUGGCGGUUGUGAGUGUCUACUAAAAUAUUGCUCCCGGCGACUGCUUGAUGCGGUUUGCGUGAUAUUUGUGUGUCUAUUGUUCUGUUCUUUUACUGUAACUGAUAUACAGUCAUUACCAGCCAUCUUGUAAAUUGUUUACUGCCACAGAAGUGCUUCAAAUUUUAUAUAACAGUGUCGACGUUUUCUAAGUGAUGUACAUCUUGUCUUUGUAUUAUUUGUCUACUUUGGUUAUAAAAGCACAAUCAAUUAAUUUUAUUUCAAGUCAGUGUUUGAUGAAUUUUGCUCUGGAGGAAAUCUGUUGUUGGACUCUGGUUAAUCAUUUUGUCUACUUCAUGUCAGGCUGCGAAAAAAAAAAAAAAGAUUUCCAAUGGCGAUGAUGCAUUUAGUUGCAUACAAUUGAGCUGCUUUCAUUCAGUUUUGAAGUGUCUGUUGCGUGUAUUCGGAGAACUGCAUGUAGAUCCAAACAAAGAGGUUUCGCUUCCAUCCCCACUGCUUUGGCCUUCGUUCGGGAUGAUGAAAAGUCUGGUCAUGGGCUGGAUCCAUUUAUUGUUUCUCUUUGCUGAGUUCCUUUAUUUUACAUUCUGGGCUUGCUCGACUUUGCCUGUAAAUUGUGCAGCAGAACUAGAGUAUGAAUUUAAAAUUCACUGACUAGAAGUCUCUUACAGAUAUGAAUUUGCUCAUACGGCAGUUUUCCAGAUCUGUACGAUUAAGUUGCCAAUGAGUCCAAAAUAUAGUAAAACCUCAGACUGUACCUGAAUGUAACAGAGGAUAAUUGAGUUUUGUCUCUCUAAUUGGCAUACAUGAGUCUGUGCAAUUAUUAGGCAAUUGUCAGUCAGCAGAAUUCCUAUGUAGCUUAAUUACAGCAAAAUCAUCUGUAACAAAUGAAUAAAUAAA
Messenger RNA from Cololabis saira (Pacific saury), 6218 nucleotides. RefSeq names its product roundabout homolog 1-like. NCBI's taxonomy places the organism in Eukaryota, Metazoa, Chordata, Actinopteri, Beloniformes, Belonidae. Gene Ontology annotation, cellular component: plasma membrane; axon. Gene Ontology annotation, molecular function: axon guidance receptor activity; protein binding. Gene Ontology annotation, biological process: axon guidance; axon midline choice point recognition; Roundabout signaling pathway. The transcript is spliced from 28 exons. The record is from RefSeq and is a predicted model, not a curated record. The coding region runs from base 378 to 5021 and encodes 1547 amino acids.